AUGGUAGUCGUCCUUAUCCAGGCCCGCUACUUGGAUGAGCAGCCCCUGACGAAUUUUCUCACGGCCGUGUUCGAAACCCAGUACACCAUGAUUUACACCCGCGGCUUUUUCCAAUGCGUGCUGCCACGAAGUCUCAACAAGCGUGAGCGGAGGAUCCUCAGAGAGACUGUCCAGUUCGAGGGCUAUCAGGAAUUAUAA
Messenger RNA from Pyricularia oryzae 70-15, 198 nucleotides. RefSeq lists its product as uncharacterized. The record is from RefSeq and is a predicted model, not a curated record. The transcript is spliced from 3 exons. NCBI's taxonomy places the organism in Eukaryota, Fungi, Ascomycota, Sordariomycetes, Magnaporthales, Pyriculariaceae. The coding region runs from base 1 to 198 and encodes 65 amino acids.